Strongylocentrotus purpuratus (purple sea urchin) is the source of this 4462-nucleotide messenger RNA. Its product is annotated as zinc finger protein 845-like. Gene Ontology annotation, molecular function: nucleic acid binding; zinc ion binding. The record is from RefSeq and is a predicted model, not a curated record. Lineage: Eukaryota; Metazoa; Echinodermata; Echinoidea; Camarodonta; Strongylocentrotidae. The transcript has 3 exons. Bases 202 to 3711 code for a protein of 1169 amino acids.
UUCGAAAGGUCAUUUGAGGUGAACAUCUGAACAACAGCAGAAAUCGCAUGGUAUUCUACUGUAAUUUGACAAGUGCUUUGUCCAAACACCAUUUCUGCACUUCAUGGCACUCAUUGCAGUUGCACGCCUCACCUACCAUCCCGGAAUAGCUUCCUGAGUGAGCUGCUAAAGGGAUUACUCAACCAAGUACCAAGUAUUAAAAUGAUGGAGGGCUCAAGAGAUGGAUGUGGCCAUGUGUCUAAUGACAAUGUUUCAAUGUCAUUCAGCCAUAAUAUUGAAGAAUUGAUUGGAGGGGAAGGAGACCCAACAGGAGAGACAUCUAAUGAACAGAGGGAUGAUUCCGGUAUGGACUGUGAACCACUGGAUGGAGAGGGAUGGGCUGAUGACAUCACAAUGCCUUCUGGUGAGGAGAUCCCAUCACCUGAUCUAUCACAUGCUCUGUCACAUGACCCCGAAAGUGAGAGGCUUCCCCUUUUGUCACAAAACCGGUAUGCUGAAGUUGGAAAUGGACAUAGUCAUGUUGAUGCCACAGACACUGUACCCGUCGAAAGUCACCAACACGGCACUCACACUUAUGAGGGAGGAAGUCAUGCCGAAGAGCUACACGUAUCACCUGAUAUGUCACAUGACCAGUCAUAUGUUAGAGGUACUGGUGAAGGAAGGGAAUCACUUACGUCCAAUGUUCAGCCUGGACUCUUGAAACAAAACACUAAUGAGGCUAGUGACACUGCUCAUGCAGAUAAAUCAGAAGUAAGUGGACUUCAUUUGCAAGAUGGAGGAAUACAUGCUACUGACACAGGGGAGGCCACAUCAUCUAUGGGAAGUGACUACGUUGGAAAGAAAUGUUUGCUUGUUGAGAAUCUUGUAGAUGGAGAGGGUCGGCAAGAUGAGAACAAUAAAAAUACUGUUCUUGUGGUAGAACAGGAAGAGACUACGAAACAAGGUGAUGAAAAUGUGCCCCCUACGGACACAGUCCUACGAUACACCCCCUGCAAAAAGAAACUUAAGAAGAAGAAAAAGAAAUUGAACAAAUCUCUGUCACAUUACAAAAAGUACCACACUGGAGAGAAGGUCUUUGGUUGUGAUGUCUGCGGGAAGAUGUUCAGCAACCGAAGCAACCUGACCGUGCAUAAGCGCAUCCACACAGGAUACCAGCCAUUCUCCUGCGCUGUUUGUGAGAAAGCUUUCAGGAAAAAUAGCGACCUUACCCGACACAUGCGCAUACAUACUGGAGAGAAGCCGUAUUCAUGUGACCUUUGUGACAAGAAGUUUCGGUCUCGCAAUGCUCUAAAUUAUCACAGUCGGAGCCAUACAGGAGAGUUGCCAUAUCCUUGUGGCAUUUGCAAGAGGCGGUUCAGAGAAAAGAGUAGGUUGACUCGUCAUUUGAGAAUUCACAGGCAGAAAAGAACUAAGGUUCCCAGUCAGGUGGCACAGUUUGUUGACCAAGGAGAAGAACAAGUGUUAUGCUGUGAUAUUUGUGAUGUAACUUUCGUUGACCAGAAAAGUCUUUUGAGUCACUUUGCUACCCAUGACGGCCAUCAGGUUUUUCGUUGCGAGAAGUGCAACAAGUCCUUUACCACAGAGGUGUCAUAUUCUCUGCAUGUUAUGUCUCAUGCAUCAGAACACUUGUAUCGCUGUGAGGUAUGUGAUGAACUUUUCAGAGACGAGUCCAACCUCAUCAUUCAUGCCACAACUCACGCAGAGGAUAACGUAGAGAUGCAUCCUUGUGAUGAGUGUGGUGACAAUUUCAGAGACAUCAGAACCUUGAACAGGCACAAAGAUUCCCAGCACAAUGUAGAGCAGUUCCACCAAUGUGGUAUAUGUGAGAAGACUUUUACACAGCAAAGUCAGCUGAUUUUCCACCUGAAGACUCAUCGAAGUGGACGCAACAGGUGCAUGGUCUGUGAUAGAGUGUUCACAAGGAGUGCUAGUCUGGUUCGUCAUAUGAAGAUGCAUGGUGCUACAGGCGACUUGAUGUCUGACAAGAAACACAGGGUAGAUGAUAAUAAGGGUCACAUUGACAGUGAAACAUACCACUGUGAUAUUUGUGAUAAAUCAUUCAGCAGUGAGGCACUUCUCGCAAGCCAUAUCGACAACCACAAGAGGCAGGAGCCUGUACAUCGUUGCGGGAUGUGUGAGCAGACGUUUUCCAGCAGCGCGAUUCUCAGACAGCACAUGGAAACCUUUCACGCUGUGGACAAGUCACAUAAAUGCGGGGUUUGUGAUAAGACUUUUGCACAAGAAAGCCAGUUGACCUUCCACCUCCGGUCUCACAUGCCUGGCCAGCGUUUCCAGUGCCAUUUCUGUGAGAGGUCCUUCGCCACGACCAGUAGCCUUACUCGUCACCUCAAGAAACAUCCCCAAGCAAAAAGAUUCCUGCUGAGGAACAGUAAAGAACAGAAAGGGAGAACCAAAACAACUCGUUCAGUAAAUCAUGUGUAUCGUUGCAAUGUGUGCCAUAAGUCCUACUUGGAGGAAAACAUUUUCCUCAAGCAUGUAAGAACUCACAAAAUUGAAACACCAGAGAAGCAUCAACCUGAUGAGAAUGUAGGUUCAAUAACUCAAAGCAAGCCAAUGAAGGAUCACCUGUACCAGUGUGGUAUGUGUGAUAAGACAUUGUCCAACGAGAAUCAGCUGAAGCUCCAUCUGAGGUCCCACCUAAGAGAAAGGUUUCAGUGUGCCCUCUGCGAUCGGUCCUUCACCACCAACAGUAGCUUGACAAGGCACAUGAAAGUCCAUCCUGAUGUUCCACGAGAGGACCCCUCUAGGAAAGCGAAUCAUGUAGAUGCAGCGUCGAAAUUCAAAAAGAAGGGGCAAAGGUAUAAAUGUGAUGUUUGCAACGAUGCUUUUGUGACUGAAGCACUUUUGGUGAAGCAUGUGGAGACACAUCAAGAUGGAGAUCUUUCCCAAGGCAUUGUAGAAGGCGCAUCCAAAGAGAUUAGCAGGCAUGAUCCCAUCGAUACAGAAGACAAGUUUCAUCAGUGUGGGAUUUGCGACAAGACAUUUACCAAAGAGAGCCACUUGACUGUUCACCUUAGAUCUCAUGGUCAAGGACAUCGGUUCCAGUGCUCUCUCUGUGAUAAAUCCUUCUCCCGCAACACAAGUCUAAGACGCCAUAUGAAAAAGCAUGUUGCUGCUCUUGCCAAAAGACGGAACAAAAGAUCUCAUCAUAGAAAGGCUUUUGUUGGACAAUCUCUUGAAAGCAUCCACCAGUGCAAAAAAUGUGACAAAAUCUUCAGUGAUCGAAAGGCGCUGAAGAUUCACCUCCAAAGCCACUCAGAGAUUCUGCCUUACAAAUGUGGAAUCUGCGAGAAGACUUUCUACCAGAGUACCCAAAUAGCCCAGCACAUGCUUACCCACUCACGGUACCAACCCUUCAAAUGCGAGUUCUGCGAUAAGUCCUUCUGCCAGCGAGGGGGUCUCAAUCGCCACCGCCGUUGUCACACUGGAGAGAAGCCUUACAAGUGCGAGAAAUGUGACGAGAGCUUCCGUGAGCGACGACAGCUGAUCUGCCACACAGCAAGCCACAAGGGCCAGAAGGCCUACUGUUGUGAGGUUUGUGGCAGUUCUUUUAACCAUGGAAGCUCUCUAUCGCGUCACAUGGUGUCUCAUUCAGGAGACAGGAAGCAUCAAUGUGAGGUCUGCGAUAGGAAGUUCUACCGCAGUGGUCAUCUGGCAAGACAUCUGCUUACUCACACUGGUUCCCAAUAGAGGAUAACUAUACCAAUGAAUGUAUUCAUGAAGAACUACUUUUUUGAGGGUGCUAUCGAGAAAUUAAAUUAAUAGAUUAAAUUUACAUGUCCACGUAUUAAGCUACAUCUCUAUCUACGUUAGUGCCCUUGCAAUAAUGUGCCAGAUCAAAAGACUGGCAGAUGGAAAAUAGAACAUUGCAUGUAGAAUCAGUCAUGCAUGUAACACACUGUAAUUAGCCAAUUGGUGAUUACACAGUUUUACUAUCAAGAGAAUGUUCACAACACACUGCAACGGAUCACCUCUAAAGCUAUUUGUUGACAUUGCUCGUAAUCACUCAUGCAACAGUAUUAGUUAGAAUGUGUGACAAUACUUUUAUAACAAGGUGAUUUUGCUGGUCCCAGCUAUCUCUUUUUUUAAAACCCUGACGUAAUAGUAUUCCUGUUGUAAAAAGGUAACUUCCAUGGUCCCAAGGAACUUGUUAUUUAACGAGAUAAUGCUAAACACAUUUCUUUUGCUGCAAAACCCUUUGCCAGCUCAAACCUUGCCUGCUGGUCAACAUAAACAAGCCAAGUUCAUGUGUACUAGGCUACUGUAGCGUUGCCAAAAAUCUUGUAAACAUUAUCUUGAUAGUAAAACUGUGUAAUCACUAACUGGCUAAUCAAUGAAAUUUAUCCUUGUAUUCCAUCCAAACUUGGAUUGGUUUCACCCACAUUCUUUAUUUUUUAAUGAUAAAUAUUCAGUUAACAACUAAAUCAUUCAUUUCCCUUAU